Lasiosphaeria miniovina is the source of this 3906-nucleotide messenger RNA. RefSeq lists its product as uncharacterized. Gene Ontology annotation, biological process: protein polyubiquitination. NCBI's taxonomy places the organism in Eukaryota, Fungi, Ascomycota, Sordariomycetes, Sordariales, Lasiosphaeriaceae. Bases 1 to 3906 code for a protein of 1301 amino acids. Gene Ontology annotation, molecular function: ubiquitin protein ligase activity. The record is from RefSeq and is a predicted model, not a curated record. The transcript is spliced from 3 exons.
AUGGGCGAGCUGGAUAUUUUGGCAGCCGGGCUUUGGGAGGAGGCGCGCUUUGCAAGACUACCCUGUGACGCACCCAGCGAGCUGAGAGACUUGGUCGAGGACAUCGAGAACCCGAAGCGGGUAUACUCGAUACACAGGGCCACGCGCCGACAUAAUUUCCAGCUGCUCGUGCAGAAGUUCAUCGUGCAGAUUCGCGAUGGCUGUGGCGCCCAGAACUGCUCGACACCAACCUGCUUCACAUACCGGAAACGGCUCGCAGGUCGCGGCCCGACCCGGAGGUACAAUACCACAAGCGCAAGAGCUCUGGCAAUAUACCAAGCAAGUCAGGACAACCCUGAGAAUGGAUUGUGUCCUAGCUUGAGACCCGUCAAAGCCCCCCCUGCUGCCCUAAACCAACUUGUUUUCGUGCCGAAUCCUAAGCCGUCCCUGCGUGAAGACCAGAUUUCGAGCGCCUCGGUCAAGGGAAAGGCCAUUGCUGGAGUCGCCGUGUCUCCAAAGAGUCCUGUGAUUGGAACACAAUCAGGUCUUGCUCGGACGCGCAGCGGGAGCGGAAGUGGUAGCGGCAGUGCGACUAGCUCAAGAGCCCCCAAAGAGCCCCAAACAAGCCCUCUCAAAACAGGCAACGUCCCAAAGCAGCCCACUCGUCCGUCCUUCUCUGUGUCCGAAGAACCUGUUAGCAAAGACUACCGCUCCUUUGCUGCAAAUGUGUUUGGGUCUGUGGCUUUCAAGAUGUUGGAGUGGCUUACCCCGGCUGCGAUAGAAGACAUGUUUCGGAAGACCCAAGACCUCCAGUCCGGGCUCAAAGGCGGCCAGUCUCAGGCAUCAAAUCCAUAUUCUAUCCCGGAAAACGAGCCCUUCUCUUUACCACCCCAAUCUCUAACCCAUUCAUCCGAGCAGGGGCACGCUAGGAAAGAAGUCCGCGAGAAGGUGAACAAAACGGAAAAGGGCCCUAACGGUGACCAUCUAAACCAUGAUUCGCUGCCUUCCCCUAGAUCCGGAGUACAGCGUCACAACUCAAAUACAAAGGUCUUAACGCCGUCCGGCUCGAAACCAAAACACCAGCUCUCCAUUGACCCAUUUGCCACGGAAACCUUGGGCGACGACCCCUAUUCGGGCUUGUUGAAGUCUCCUCGCGCUAAUGGCGGCCCAACGGAUAAGAGUGCGCGGGGUCUUAAGUCGACUAGUUCGAAGCUAUCCCUCCCGAUAUCUCAGCUGUCGUCAGCCGGCUUCUUUGACGAUGUCUCAUUAGAGAAGAUGCCGCCCCCGAAACCUGUCGAUCUGAAGCCCAAAGCCAACCGAACCCAAAUGGACGGAACGGGGGGCAGCGAGUCUAGCAGUCCGGGUGAGUUUGUUUUUGUCUCCAGGUCGGGCAGCAGCAAUUCUUUCCAAGCUGUUGACCCGGAGACGGAGCCAGAGGACGAAAGUGAGCUACCUCAGGCUCUAUCGAAGCUCAAUGUUGAGGUCGUGGACUUCAUUUGCGAUGUCAUUCAGGAGGAUGGAGCGGCCGAGAAGCACAUGCUUGAGCCACCAUCCAUCAAGAGAUUCCACACCGGAGAUACGCGCCAGGGAAAGCCUCUAAAACGAAAGUCACGACCUUUGGACAUAAACCGCUCCGACCUAAAGUUAGAGUGGAAGCUGUUCCUGGAGCAGACCCUUUUUUAUGUCCUCAGCAACCCGGAACUCCUAAUUCGGUCGUUUACCAAGAAAGGUCAAUUGUACGACUCUCACACUCUUUGGUACUGCAUGUUGAGGAUGACGCGUGUUGCGCCAAAGCUCGUGUUUGAUAGCCUCUGGAUGGCUGCUGCCAGCCUCUUCGCCCCCCCAAAAUCGCUUCAAUCACUCCGUUCCCCAACAGCCAAGCUCUUCCCAAAGGACGAAGAAUCGCUCUCCAACACAGAAGCAGGUCGUCUGAUGUCCAUCUGCCUGCAUGCCCUGAUAGCUGCAGCCCCGGUAGUCGCGAGCAAGAAAAAGCUGGAUGACGUGUCCCGAACCAGGGCCCAGGGCAUGAUCCUUGGCAGAAGCGAAUUCACAUCACAAAGAUUAGCUGAUCCUUUGCUUGAUAUCUGCCUUCAGUACGAGGAUGCCUUUUCUGACGACCUCGCGCUCCGGCUGGCUAAGCGCUUAUUCGCCGCCAUCAGUACGCGUCGUUAUUACGAUGCGAUGGGUGAAUCAAGUUAUGAGGGCGACGGCAACGAAGAACCUGACGUCCUUGCUCCGUUAUUCUCACAGUUGGAUUUUCGCAAUAGGGAUGCUAUCUACAUCUGCAACUUCACUCUUAGCGAAAACUCUCUCCACGAAGCCCGCGUCCCGAUACUGCUACUCGACUGGGCAAGGAUGGUUAUGAUGAGCGACUGGGAUGGCAAUCCCGAAGUUCCAGGCGAUGGGCCAUUCGGUGGCGCUCUAGCUCUUGUCGAGACUAUGCAUAACAAACGACACGAACUACAGCUUGAGGACACCCAAUUCCUAUCCGAAUUCUUCGGCGAUAGGCUGGAUGUGAUGCAAAUGCCGACAUUGUGGCUCUCUCACACUCGGACCCAGCAGGAAAUGCAUCUCCUGGAUUUUCCCUACUUGUUCAACCCGACAACGCUGGUCACUUACUUCCGUUCCAUCAACUUUUCAAGAAUGGCGCGCUCGUUCGAGGAGGCUACGUCUCUACAGGACAAGAUAGAGGUCGUGAUCUCUCGACUAAGUAUAAACAGACACGAUCAGAACGUUCUCAACGACCGCCUGAAGACGGCGGAAUCGAAGUACCUGAUGCUUGAAAUCAGCAGAGACAACAUUGUUCGUGACACAUUCAACCAGCUGUGGCGAAGAGAAGAAAGAGAACUGUUGAAGCCAAUCAAGGUUCGCCUCGGCAAAGAAUCGUUCGAGGAAGGGAUUGACUCUGGCGGAAUCCAACAGGAGUUUUUCCGGGUGGCCAUUGCAGAGAUCAUGAAACCUGGGCAUUGUAUUUUCACCGUCGACGACAGAACCCGCAUGGCCUGGUUCGUACCGGGGUCGAUGGAACCCUUGUGGAAGUUUGAGCUGGUUGGCCUGCUUGUUUCCCUCGCCGUCUACAACGGUCUGACGCUCCCAGUGACCUUCCCGAAGGCACUUUAUCGUAAAAUUCUUGGGGAGCCCGUUACAGAUCUCAUUCAUAUCGCCGAUGGCUGGCCUCAACUGGCCAGUUCGCUCACCGAAUUGUUGGAUCAUAACGAGAAGGCCGGCCUUGUUGAGGAUAUCUUUUGUGUCACAUACGAGUUCUCGGCAGAGGUAUUCGGCUCACACGUCUCCAGAGAGAUGAAAUCGCCUUCCACAGAAGAAGAGUGGCCGCAAUUUCCCAAAACAGUCGCAGGGGCCUCUUCCGGUCCUGAUCCAACUCUCGGCAACCCGGGGCCAGACGACGCGCCCAUGGUUACUAGUGCCAACCGCAUUGCGUACGUCCACGACUACAUUCGCUACCUUACGGAUGUGUCUGUAAGGCCGCAGUUCGAAGCCUUCUCCCGCGGCUUUCGCAUGUGCUUCCACCCGAAGAGCUUGACCUUGCUUUCUUCCAACAUCCUGCAGUCUCUUGUCGAGGGCGUACAGGACAUAGACAUUGCUAAGCUGAGGAAAACUGCUCGCUAUGUGGGAUAUGACCCAACAGAUCGCGUUGUGAAAGACUUUUGGAGCAUAGUUAAGCGCUAUGACGAUAAUAUGAAGCGCAAGCUUCUCGAAUUCGUCACGGCCAGCGACCGCGUUCCUUCAGGUGGAAUCGACAAACUUCAGUUUAUCAUACAGAGGAAUGGCGAUGGCGAAAACAAUCACCUCCCUACGUCCUACACAUGCUACGGGAUCUUGUUGCUUCCUUCGUACAAGGAUAAGGAGGUUCUUCGACAGCGGCUGGCCACGGCACUGGAAAAUUCCCAAGGCUUUGGAAAUCCUUGA